AUGGAGACAGUCAAGCCGAAGACAACUUCCGAAACCCAAACUACUGCCGAGGAUCUUGCCAAAUUCAACGGUAAUGGAACAGUGGACAUUACUCCUGACGUUUGGAGGACACCUAAUAAGCAAUACAAAUCGAAAUACAUCAAGGGCUACCAGCAUAAGGCUACCGGAGUAACUGAAACGGGGAUUCCGUGGAAAGACGACGAAACACUGACGGAGCGUGGACUUGAAUUCCACGAGACGAAAUUGGAGCAGACCUUGAAAAAUUCCCAUUUCGAAUAUCAGUUGAAAGACGCCGACCGCCCUGCCUUUUCAUACAUUUGGCUCCAAAACACAUCAGCUAAGGUCCCUAACUGGGAGGGGAAGGCUGGUUGGACGCCUACUGCCGCCUGGGGUCCUGCGUACUCCCACAUCACACUUGUUCGGGAGAGAGCUCCGGACAGCGAAAAUCCUGGUCCUAACUACCUCCUUGACUGGCGUCAUCCUAAGACAGAAGGGCUUGCCAAGGGUGUUUUUGGUAGCACUCAUCUGACCUUGCGCGCUCACAAAAACGACAAAUAUAACAGCUGGGGUGGUCAUGUUAAUCUGCCAGCCAACUCCACCGCUAUGGCCGCGCAUCCUCUGCUUGUAUCUCGUCCCGGCGACAAGGAAGUCCAGAAACUCUGGUCCGACUUUACAAACCAGGUCUCCCUGCAUUUGAAAGACGAGUUUACGGGGUAUGCCAAAGAGGAUUGGGCUGAGUUCUUGGACCAGCUGAAGGCGGAUGUGAAGGCACUUCUCCAGGAAUACGGCAAGUUCCUGCAAGACAUGGAAAAAACGAUAUAA
Aspergillus viridinutans is the source of this 822-nucleotide messenger RNA. RefSeq lists its product as uncharacterized. The coding region runs from base 1 to 822 and encodes 273 amino acids. The record is from RefSeq and is a predicted model, not a curated record. The transcript has 3 exons. NCBI's taxonomy places the organism in Eukaryota, Fungi, Ascomycota, Eurotiomycetes, Eurotiales, Aspergillaceae.